GGACAAAUAUUUAAAAAAAAUUUUUUUUCGUUUUUUUUCUAUUAUUUAUUUGCCGUUGUUUUAACAGUGAAUCGUAAAAGCUUUAACUUGCUCCAUUGUUAACUAAAUUAAAUUUUAAUAAAUUAGAUGAGUGAUAAUAAUUCAAUUAUUUCUGCUGUUGGCCGUGGUAGGGGUAGGGGAAGAGGAAGAGGUAUUGAACCUCAAAAUGGAAUUAUAUCUAAUUCUCAACACCUGGCACAGAGAAGUCAGGAAUUUACGCCUCCAAAUUUAUCACUUUCACAAAAAAGUAUAGCAGAUAGUUCUCCAAAAAUAUCUCAACCACUAAGUGAAACAAUGUUUCAAAAUUCACAAGAAGUCUCAAAAGUAUCGGAAUCUAAAAUUUCAAAUUCUCCCGUAAUUUCAAAAUCUACAAGUGCAAAUAAUUUUAAACCAACAGUAUCAAUAUCUAGUCUUGUUGAAAAUAUUGAUAAGUUAACUGAAAAUGAAAUUCUGUCAACAUAUCCUAGUAAAAUAGAUGAAAACAAAUCAGAGGGAAACAUAGAAAAACUUGUGAACUUGCUUUGUGAAAAAGCAUUGGAUCAACCUGAUUUAGGACCGACCAUUGCAAAACUCUGCAAUGCAAUAUGGAUAUCUGAAUCACUGCAUAACUUGGUAGUUAAUCCUCUUAUGAAGGCAAUACAAGACAAAUACAAAAAAAAAGAUGUUAAUAAACGCAAUUCAUUUUAUGGUUUGUGUGUGCUCUUAUGUGAACUUUAUAAAUUACUGCGCUCAAAAGAUCUUCCUCUUAAACCGCUUACUAAUCCCGUAUGUUGUUUGCUCAAAGAACUUUUACUAUCAGAAUCUCCAUCUUCCGAGGAUGUGUUUUAUUUUUACCAAGAGCUUGAAAGUGUUGGUGAAAUCAUAGAAAAGUACUCCCCGGAAAAUAUGGAUGACAUUAUUAAUAAGACGCGUCAAUUAGCGAUAUCAUCUACUGUCUCUCCAUCUGCAAGAUGUCGGCUUGUUCAGCUCAUUGAGUUACGUGCUGGAUCUUGGAAAAUGAACGAUGAUAUUAAAUCUAUUUAUGAAGAUACUUUUAUGGAACUCAUACAAUAAAAAUUUAAUAAAAUAAUAUUUUUUAAUUUUAAUUAAA
Hydra vulgaris (swiftwater hydra) is the source of this 1129-nucleotide messenger RNA. Its product is annotated as MIF4G domain-containing protein B. The record is from RefSeq and is a predicted model, not a curated record. Gene Ontology annotation, molecular function: RNA binding; translation activator activity; protein binding. Gene Ontology annotation, biological process: regulation of translational initiation. NCBI's taxonomy places the organism in Eukaryota, Metazoa, Cnidaria, Hydrozoa, Anthoathecata, Hydridae. Gene Ontology annotation, cellular component: cytosol.